CACAACUUCUGCUUUAAUUGCUGAAAUCUUCUUUCUCACGCUCUCCGUCAAAUUCCGUUCAUUGUUUUCCGUUUUCUCUCUCCAAAGAAUUUCGCGUAGACCAACUGUGGAGAAAGCGGAAGGAUCUGUGGCGUUGGAAACACUGCAAAAAAGAGAGUAAUUGUGGAAUGGAAAAGCGAAGUUGUAAAUUUGACUUCUCUGUUUUGAUCAUCGGAAAUUCAGUUUAGUUUUGUCUUUUGGGGAAAACAAAAUAAUUUGGGAAUUUCCAGUGGUGAGAUGUGGACUGGUGUUAAUGAGCUGUGGACGUCUAUCAGCUGUGCCUCUUGUUGUUAUGAUAGCGAAAGUUGGAAUGAGUUCUGUGAUCAUUGGUGAAUUGUUGGAAUGAGUUUGGGGGAUGUUUAUGGGAUCUAUAAGAUAGGGACUUGAUAUGCUAUGAGGGAUGAGAAGCAGAUUGGAGAACAACGGAGCAAAAGAGCUCGUACUAGGCUGGGAAAGAUAAUGCAGUGUCUUUGCACAGGGGAGCAAUUACAUGCAAUUGAAAUGGUAGCCAAGGAUAGUUCAGCUAGUGUUCAUUCAUCGCAACCUGGAGAAGCCGAAAGGAAGCCUGACACAGGCAACAUCGAAGAAGCUGAGACAUCACUGCGAGAAAGCGGUUCUUUAAACUAUGAGGAAGCCAGAGCAUUGUUAGGGAGGUAUGAAUAUCAAAAAGGAAAUAUUGAAGCAGCUUUACAUGUGUUCGAAGGGAUCGAUAUAGUUGCUAUAACUCCAAAGAUAAAAAUCACGCUCUCAGUAAAGGGAGACACUCGUAGGAGACGAUCACAGAAUUAUGCAGCCCCUCCAAUGUCAAUACAUGCAAUUAGUUUGCUUUUUGAAGCGGUCUUUCUGAAGGCAAAAUCAUUACAAGCACUUGGGAGGUAUAAAGAAGCUGCUCAAUCAUGCUCAGUUAUUCUGGACAUUGUUGAAUCAUCAUUACCAGCUGCCUUCCCUGAAAACUUUGGUGCUGACUGUAAAUUGCAGGAGACUCUAAAUAAGGCUGUCGAGUUGCUUCCAGAAUUAUGGAAACUUGCUGAUUCUCCUCGUGAUGCAGUCGUGUCAUACCGCCGGGGCCUUCUCCAUCACUGGAACCUGGAUGCACAAACUACAGCCAAGAUCCAAAAAGAGUUUGCCAUUUUUCUACUAUACAGUGGAAUUGAAGCAAUUGCUCCAAACUUGAGAGAUCAAAUGGAGAAUGCAUUUAUACCCAAAAACAAUACUGAUGAAGCCAUUCUUCUUUUGAUGAUUCUUUUAAGAAAAGUUUCUCUGAAGAGAAUUGAGUGGGAUCCUUCAAUUUUAGAUCACCUUUCAUAUGCAUUAUCCAUUUCUGGUGGACUAGAGGCUUUAGCUAAUCAAAUCGAUGAACUUCUUCCUGGAGUUAUAGAUCGAAAGGAAAGGUAUCAUACGUUAGCUCUCUGUUAUCAUGGAAACGGUGAUGACACGGGGGCUUUGAAUUUAUGGAAGAAAAAUUUGAAAACUCAAGUGGAUUCGACUUAUUUAUCAGCUUUGUUAUUCAUUUCAAAGAUAUGUGGAGGGAAUCCUGAGUAUGCUGGCGAAGGGAUUAAUUUUUCUCAGAGUGCGGUUGGCAACUUGCAUAGGGGAUGUGAUCAGUUGAUGGGUGUUUCCCAAUGCAUGUUGGGCAUCUCACUAUCAACAUAUUCUAGGUUUGCUGCAACUGACACUGAGAGAGUUCAAAAACAGUCGAAGGCACUUAAAUCCCUGGAAAUAGCUGGGAGAGUUACAAAAAUGAAGGACCCUUUCAUUAUUUACCAUUUAUCAGUAGAAAAUGCUGAGCAGAGAAAGCUGGAUGCUGCACUUCAUCAUGCAAAAAACUUGCUUAAAUUGGAGAGCGGUUCUAAUAUUAAAGGAUGGGUCUUGUUGGCUCGAAUAUUAUCUGCUCAAAAAUGUUUUUCCAAUGCUGAAACUAUCAUAAAUGCGGCGUUGGACCAGACUGGAAUAUGGGAUCAGGGAGAACUGUUGAGAAGUAAAGCUAAGCUCCAGCUUGCUCAGGGUCUAGUGAAGGAGGCUAUUCAAACUUAUUCUCAGCUGCUUGCUGUCCUUCAGGUUCAACUUAAAAGUGUUGAUUCAGGGAAGAAGCUUAAGGAGAACCGCAAUCGUAUUAAGAACUUAGAGCUGGAUACAUGGCUUGGUUUGGCUUCCAUCUACAUCAAAUUGUCUCGGUGGCAUGAUGCUGAGCUGUGUCUUUCAAAAUCUGAAGGCAUUACUGCCUUUUCUGCGUCUAGAUGGCACACCACUGGUAUGCUUCACGAAGCAAAGGGAGACGAGAAAGAAGCUCUGAAGGCAUACUCGCUCGCCCUGGAAGUCGACACAACACAUGUCCCAAGUCUAGUCUCCAAGGCUAAGAUUCUGAUUGGUAGCAGUUGCAGGUCCCCAGCUGUCAUAAGAAGCUUCCUGACAGAAGCUCUACGACUCGAUCAUACCAACGUAUCGGCUUGGCAUCAUCUGGGCAUCCUUCACAGGGAUGUAGGAGGUAGUUUAUCAGCUGUGGAAGCUGCUGAAUGUUUCCAAGCGGCUGCUGCCCUCCAGGAGACCGAACCCGUUGAGCCAUUCAGAUGACUGCCGUUUCCUAUUUGUGAGCACCCUUUCUUUGUAUAUUGUUGAGCAAAAUAAUUGUAUCUAUUCCAUUUAAAGAAGAAGAAGGUAAUACAGAUACAAGUUUUUGGGUCUUCCAUAGUUUUCCAUAUUCUGCAAAUGUAAUUGUGAUGUGAGUAAUAAAAAAUCCACUUUUGUUUGAUCA
Molecule: messenger RNA, 2791 nt
Organism: Salvia splendens (bonfire salvia)
Lineage: Eukaryota; Viridiplantae; Streptophyta; Magnoliopsida; Lamiales; Lamiaceae
Product: protein NPGR2
Exons: 7
Coding region: 433-2610 (725 amino acids)
Molecular function (GO): protein binding
Source: RefSeq, a predicted model, not a curated record